Cucurbita moschata (crookneck pumpkin) is the source of this 1995-nucleotide messenger RNA. RefSeq names its product probable pectinesterase/pectinesterase inhibitor 34. The transcript has 3 exons. The record is from RefSeq and is a predicted model, not a curated record. The coding region runs from base 141 to 1943 and encodes 600 amino acids. Gene Ontology annotation, molecular function: pectinesterase inhibitor activity; pectinesterase activity. Gene Ontology annotation, biological process: cell wall modification. Lineage: Eukaryota; Viridiplantae; Streptophyta; Magnoliopsida; Cucurbitales; Cucurbitaceae.
GCACAGUGUGGAGUAGCCGCCACCUAAUUCUCCCUUCAAAAUCUCUCCCAUUUCAUAUAUAUUUACUCUAAACAACCUCAACCCACCUCUGUCCUUUACCCUUUCCUCUCUCUCUGCUUCUCUAUCCUCUCCUCUCCACAAUGGGAUACGGCAGGCUCAACGAAACCGACCCUGGCGGCACUUCCUCCGACGCACCUUCCCACCUCUCCCACCAUGCCGCUUCUCCCAACCCACGGAGAAGCCGCCUUCUCCUUAUCUCCCUCCUCUCUCUCAUUCUCAUCGUCGCUGCCGCUGUCUCUGCCACGUUUCUCGUCGGCCUCCGAACCGCCUCCUCCGUCCGAUCCGACCCCAAUCUCCCUCGAAAACCGACUCAGGCCAUUUCCAAGGCCUGCAGCCGAACUCGCUUCCCGACUCUCUGUGUCAACUCGCUCCUCGAUUUCCCUGGAUCUCUGAACGCCAAUGAACAGGAUCUCGUCCACAUUUCCUUUAACAUGACUCUCCAGCAUCUCAACAAAGCCCUCUACUUCUCCUCUGGAAUCUCCUCUCUGCAAAUGGAUCUUCGCGUACGCUCCGCCUACGAUGCCUGUCUUGAACUCCUCGACGACUCUGUCGACGCCCUUACCCGCUCCUUGCAGUCCGUCGCGCCCUCUUCCUCCAACGGCGGUCCUCAACGCCUUGGCUCCUCCGAUGACGUCAUCACCUGGCUCAGCGCUGCCCUUACCAAUCAAGACACGUGUACGGACGGAUUCUCCCAACUCUCCGGCUCUGUCAAAGACCAAAUGGCCGAUAAACUCCACAAUUUGUCCGAACUCGUCAGCAAUUGCUUGGCACUGUUUUCCGGCAGUGUAACGAGCGAUUUCUCCGGAGUGCCGAUUCAGAACAAGCGCCGGUUGAUGAACGCCGGCGAAAACGAGGAUGCUUCCGGUAACUUCCCCGGCUGGAUGAGUCGGAGAGAGAGGAGGUUACUGACGUUGCCGGUGGGGGCGUUACAGGCCGAUAUUGUGGUUUCUCAGAACGGAAGCGGAACGGUGAAGACGAUCGCGGAAGCGAUCAAAAAGGCGCCGCAGUACAGUAACAGAAGGACGAUCAUAUACGUGAUGGCAGGAAGGUACGAAGAGAAAAAUCUGAAGGUGGGGAGGAAGAAAUGGAACCUGAUGUUUGUUGGGGAUGGCAAGGGUAAAACUGUCAUUUCUGGUGGUAAGAGCAUCUUUGACAACGUCACAACCUUUCACACGGCGUCGUUUGCGGCCACCGGCGCUGGUAUAAUCUUAAGGGACAUGACAUUUGAGAAUUGGGCGGGGCCUGGCCGGCACCAGGCAGUUGCACUUCGAGUUGGCGGCGACCACGCCGUGGUGUACCGCUGCAACAUAAUUGGCUAUCAAGACACUCUCUACGUCCAUUCCAACCGCCAGUUCUACCGGGAGUGUGACAUUUAUGGGACGGUGGAUUUCAUCUUCGGCAAUGCGGCGGUGGUGUUUCAGAACUGCAGCAUCUACGCCCGAAAGGCAAUGGACCUUCAAAAGAACACACUCACCGCCCAAAACCGGAAGGAUCCCAAUCAGAACACUGGAAUCUCCAUCCAUGCGUGUCGGAUUUUGGCCGCCUCCGAUCUGGCGUCGUCCAAUAGCAGCAACCCGACCUAUUUGGGGCGUCCCUGGAAAUUAUACUCCAGAGUCGUGUUCAUGCUAUCGUACAUAGGGAGCCACGUGCACCCACGCGGUUGGCUGGAGUGGAAUGCCACGUUUGCGCUGGACACGCUGUAUUAUGGGGAGUAUAUGAAUUACGGACCGGGUGGGGCGGUGGGUCAAAGGGUGACAUGGCCUGGGUAUCGGGUCAUAACUUCCACGGUGGAGGCGAGUAAGUUCACGGUGGCGCAGUUCAUUUACGGCUCGUCGUGGUUGCCGUCCACGGGAGUUGCAUUCCUGGGAGGGUUAAAUGUGUAAUUUGGGUAAUUGUAUUAUAUAAGGUGGUAAUAAAGAAAGAAGAAAAAAAAAA